Molecule: messenger RNA, 2209 nt
Organism: Rhea pennata
Lineage: Eukaryota; Metazoa; Chordata; Aves; Rheiformes; Rheidae
Gene: GPR176
Product: G protein-coupled receptor 176
Exons: 4
Coding region: 517-2097 (526 amino acids)
Biological process (GO): G protein-coupled receptor signaling pathway
Cellular component (GO): plasma membrane
Molecular function (GO): G protein-coupled receptor activity
Source: RefSeq, a predicted model, not a curated record
GCCGCCUCAAGCCGCGGGAGCCGGCGCGGCGCGGUGCGGGCGGGGCGGCUGCGUCAGUUGGUGUCCGACGCGCGCUAUGACAGGAUCUGAGGGGAGCCGAGCGGGGGCCGGGGGACACCCGCAGGAGGCCGCCUCGGACGGCGCGGAGGGUUUUUUUGUUUGUUUGCUUCGGUGAAGACUGGAGUGAGCGCGCCCUGGCUUGGCACUGAAACCGAGUUCAUGUUUCGCGAGGAGCGAGCGGCCCGUGCGCUGUGGCAGCCGUUGAACGAUCGGCGACCUCCUCUGCGUGCUCUGCGAGGGGCUGCUUAUCCCCAGGUGUCACCGCGAGGCAGACACUUGAGAAGCCAAGCCUGCUCUGCAGGACACGCAGCGGCGAAGAAGAUGCUGCCGACCGCGGCAGACUGGGCGUCGUUCGUCGAGGCAUUCCCCUGCUUGUGUGCUCCCUUCCUGGUGAGGCGCCGGGUCUGUCCCCUGUGAUCGGUAGGCAGCGAGGAGGAGGAGGAAGGAAGCCUCGCCAUGGGGCACAACAGAAGCUGGAUCUCAAGAAACCAGAGUGAGCAUGCCCUCUACCAAGCUGUCACCAGAGCUGUGGAGAUCAGGAACGUGUCUGCGGCGCAAAUCGCGUGGAGCAAGAGGAACGCCAGCGGUUUCGGUGAAAACGGGGAGUACAGUGAAGAACAAACCUACAGGCACUUCACGACCGCUGUGCAAGUCGUCAUCUUCAUCGGCUCUUUGCUGGGUAACAUCACGAUGCUGUGGUCAACCUGCAGAACAUCAGUACUUAAAUCUGUAACGAACCGAUUCAUUAAGAAUUUGGCCUGCUCUGGGAUCUGUGCCAGCCUGGUUUGUGUGCCUUUUGACAUUGUCCUUAGUGCCAGUCCGCACUGCUGCUGGUGGAUCUAUACGAUGCUCUUCUGCAAAAUUGCCAAGUUUUUACACAAAGUCUUCUGCUCAGUAACUAUCCUUAGUUUUCCGGCCAUUGCUCUAGACAGGUACUACUCCGUUUUAUACCCCCUGGAAAGAAAAAUAUCUGAUGCAAAAUCUCGAGACCUGGUUAUCUACAUCUGGGCACAUGCAAUAGUGGCCAGCAUCCCAGUAUUUGCUGUGACCAAUGUAUCUGAUAUUUAUGCCAUGUCCACCUGUUCUGAAUCCUGGAGUUAUUCCCUUGGUCACCUGGUGUAUGUCAUCAUCUAUAACAUCACCACUGUGAUUGUACCAGUGGCUGUGGUAUUCCUCUUUAUGAUUCUUAUCCGCAGGGCACUGAGUGCCAGCCAGAAAAAAAAGGUCAUCAUAGCUGCCUUAAGGACCCCUCAGAACACAGUAUCUAUCCCUUAUGCCUCCCAGAGAGAAGCUGAACUUCAUGCCAUGCUACUUUCCAUGGUUAUGAUUUUUAUUUUCUGCAGUGUUCCCUAUGUGAUUCUGGUGAUUUACCGCACUAUACUCAAUAUUUCAGAUAUUUCAGUCUUCUUGCUCCUCACUGCCAUUUGGUUGCCCAAGGUCUCUUUGCUAACCAAUCCUUUGUUGUUUUUAACUGUCAACAAAUCCGUACGGAAGUGCUUAGUGGGGACCAUAGUACAGUUGCACCGAAGAUAUAGCAGGAGAAACAUUGUCAGCUCUGGUGGUGUUGCAGAUGCUAAUCUGGAGCCCAGUGUCCGUUCGGGGAGCCAGCUUCUGGAGAUGUUUCAUAUCGGGCAGCAACAGAUCUUCAAGCCAACAGAGGAUGAGGAGAAUGAAACCAAAUCCAUUGGCUCUGGUGACUUUCAGCAGAAAGAAAUUCCUACAACAAGUUUAGAGGUAGAACAGACUUUAGUUCACAAAUUCAUACCACAUACAGUUGCAGACUCUGCAGCUCAGGUGGCCCCAACUGUGCCCACAGAAGCUGAUAUGGCCAAUGACAAAUAUUCCAUGCAAUUUGGUUUUGGACCCUUUGAGUUGCCUCCACAGUGGCUUUCAGAAAACCGGAACAGUAAGAAGAGACUCCUGCCUCCUUUGGGAAAUACCCCGGAAGAGCUAAUACAGACAAAGCAGCCAAAGUGUAAAGUAGAAAGAAAAAUCAGCAGAAACAAAGUCAGUAUCUUUCCCAAGGUGGACUCUUAGUAACAGCAGGAGCUGUAAGUGACAAAGGAAUGUCACCUUCUAUUAUAUGUGUGAUCCCAUGGAUCUUAUGCUGAAAUUUGUUACAGGCUAUUUUUUCAAGCUAAUUCAAAAA